AUGGGGGACGAAACACCAAAUACUAUGAAUCUUGAUUUGAAUUUGGGGCCAGAUGUUCAGUCUUCAUCCCAAAAUGAGCCGGGUUCAGGAUCGUUGCCCCAUAGGUCUAUGAAUUUGGAGGAAUUUUUAGACGGCCCUGUCCAUAGGCUCAGCGAAGCUGUUAGGCAGAGGAGACAACGAUGGCGAUCAGUGUGGAGACCUUUUCCACUUCUACCUGAAACUAGGAAUAUUGCUCUAGAGUUGAUCGGAGGGAGUGGAUUGCAAACUGGUGAGGGCAGUGUUGCUGCUGAGGAAAGGCCUACUGAGGUGGCCAAAGCAUGUGAUAAUAAUAAUGGAUUAUUGGAAGAUGUUGCCUUAGGAAAGAAGGAAGAUGAUGAAAAGGUUAAUGGUGAUGAGGGUAGCUUUUUUGAUUGUAAUAUAUGUCUGGACUUGGCUAGAGACCCUGUUGUGACUUGUUGUGGCCACUUGUUUUGUUGGCCUUGCCUUUACCGAUGGUUACAUGUCUACUCGGAUGCCAAGGAAUGUCCCGUUUGCAAGGGAGAGGUGACAGUUAAAAAUGUUACACCAAUUUAUGGUCGUGGCAACAAUUUGCAUGAGCCAGAGGAGGAUUCGAGUAAUAAGGUCCCUCAUAGGCCCCAAGCACGGCGGGUUGAGAGCUGGAGUCAAACUAUUCAAAGGACUGCUUUCACUAUUCCAAUGGAGGAAAUGAUUCGACGGCUUGGCAGCAGAUUUGAUUUGACCCGGGAUUUGUUACAAGUCCAGCCUCAGAAUCUUGAUGGUCCCCAUGAAUCGCCAGAGAGGAGCAACUGGUUGCUUAACCGAAUUCUGACUUCAAGAGGGAUGCGCAGAGAACAGAAUACAGUUGUCCCACCUGAUGAUCUGGUCGACUUAACACAGAGCAGUCCAACCAACUCUGAGAUGGGAGAAAAUCGGCGGCUUUCAUCCAUUUUACUUCGAAGAUCGCAUUCGCAUAGGGCUGCUACUAUCUCUAACCUUACUUCUGCAUUGAGUUCUGCGGAGAGGUUAGUUGAGUCAUAUUUCCGUAAUAAUCCUGUAGAAAGAAAUCAAGAGCAGCCUUCCCCUGUUGAUGAUAGAGAUUCAAUGUCAAGCAUUGCUGCAGUUAUACACUCAGAGAGUCAAACAGUAGAUAAUGCUGUUGAAACAGAUUCUACAGUAUCCUUUUCUACUUCAUCAUCCAGAAGAAGAAAUGAUGCUUCAAGGGUUUCUGAUGUGGAUAGUGGAGAUUCUCGGGCACCCAGGAGGAGGAGAUUGAACUGA
Messenger RNA from Ilex paraguariensis (yerba mate), 1278 nucleotides. The record is from the annotation of a GenBank genome assembly. Lineage: Eukaryota; Viridiplantae; Streptophyta; Magnoliopsida; Aquifoliales; Aquifoliaceae.